UGACAAAAAAGUGGGGUCGGGAAACGUUUGGUCUUUCAGUGGCAGAGCGGUUUCACGGUUUCGCGUUCCGUGUGGUUAGUCAACGAGAGCCAAUGAAGAUCACGGCGACCACCAAAAGGCCCAUUUAUCUUCUCGGCUUCAUUAUCCAUAUUUUAGCCCACUUGUAGGCCCAUUAAAGGCCCAUUUAUCUUCCACGCUUCUUUGCCCAGGACUUGAGCGCACGGCAAUGGCGUGAUGAUGAAUGAUGAGUUUGAUAUGGGCAUUCUCUGGACUCGAUCAUGCAUAUGAAAGGUGCAGACUUGAUGGGUGAACAUGAAUGAAAAUAAACGGGUGGUUACAAAGCAAUGCCUCUCAGCCUUUCCCUCUCCCGCAAAAAUCUCUGCUUCCCUAAAAGAAAGGAUCGAUCUUUUUCUGUAUUUCUUUUUUUGGGCGGAUUAUUCUGAAAUAUGAUUUGAAGAAGAUGAUUCAGAUUUACCGUGGAAGGUCUAAAGAUGCCUCGUUGCUAACAUUCACGACAAGAACAAGAAUCUCCAGAGUUUGAGGAGCUGCUUUUUCUGCGAGAUAUCAAUGUCGUCCCUUUCGGCCCGAACCGGACGAGACAGGCAACGUUACGACAACAAUUUUCGCCUUGUUUCUGGAUGCAUUCCCUACAGGCUGGUAAAGGAUGAUGAGGAUCUGAAUGUUGACUUUGAGAGCAAGAUCGAAGUUCUUAUGGUUUCAUCUCCUAAUCGUCAUGAUCUUGUCUUUCCAAAGGGGGGAUGGGAGGAUGAUGAGACUGUUCUGGAGGCCGCGACCCGUGAAGCCAUGGAAGAAGCCGGAGUGAAAGGAAUACUGAGAGAAGUUCCAUUGGGAGUUUGGGAGUUUAGAAGCAAAAGCAGUUCAGCUGAUGCUGAAUGCUGCAAAGAAGGAGGAUGCAAAGGUUACAUGUUUGCAUUGGAGGUAACAGAAGAACUCGAGGCGUGGCCAGAGAGAGAAAAUAGAAAGAGGAUAUGGCUGAGCACUGAAGAAGCAUUGGAGCUAUGCCGGUAUGAGUGGAUGAGGAGAGCUCUUAAAGAGUUUCUGAGAGUAAUGACAGAACAUGAACAUGGAAGAUUGGGAACCAAGGAAGAGGUUGUGUCAGAUUUAGGGGAGUGUUAUGAUCCUCGUUAUUGCUUUGUAGUUAGUUAGAAUUCAUUCUCCAAGACACAUCACACUUAAAGUGAUGGUAUGUUUCUGGAUCUUUGAAUAGCAUGUCUUGUAACUCUCUCUGGCAAUUUUUCAUGGCUUGUAAACUAUACAAGAAGCAAAUCGUUUUCAGACAAAUGGAUCAAAUUCAUCUCUCUUGAUUUCUUU
Tarenaya hassleriana is the source of this 1332-nucleotide messenger RNA. Its product is annotated as nudix hydrolase 13, mitochondrial-like. The record is from RefSeq and is a predicted model, not a curated record. Gene Ontology annotation, cellular component: nucleus; cytoplasm. Gene Ontology annotation, molecular function: pyrophosphatase activity. The coding region runs from base 568 to 1167 and encodes 199 amino acids. The transcript is spliced from 6 exons. Lineage: Eukaryota; Viridiplantae; Streptophyta; Magnoliopsida; Brassicales; Cleomaceae.